AUGCAUCUCAUAGUCCGUCAACGACGCCGAUUUCCAUAAACGUUGCACCCUAUUGUUUCAUCGCGAGUACAAGAAAAAUACGAAAGUGUUGCAAGCCCUGAAUCAAGCGACGAUAAAAAAUUCAAGCAUCUCAAAAUCGUUCCUGAGCAUCGAUGCUCCUUGUCGCGUUCGGCCAAAAGCGUAUUUACGAACACUCGGUAAGUGCUCGCUGGAAUAUCCAAGAAGUGGCGUGCGACAACGAAAGAAAGAGAGAGACCGAGGUAUAUACGCGGAAGGGCGGAGAGAAAAGAACGACAGACAGCGAGGCAGAAGCGGCUACGUACAAGUAGCGGCUAUACGCAGAGGAAGACGCGCCUGACAGAAACGGAGCUAUAACUGAGCGACCGAGAGCGGAACACGUAGCGAUGUAGGGGAGUAAAGAGGAUCGCGAGACGUGUUCUAGGGGAGGGAUGGAGACAGAGGGAGGCCGAGCGAGUGCGCCGACUCAGUAGCCGCGUGUUCGGUGCGGCCGUAGGGUUUCGCGGCCAAGCGGUGCCGAGCGUCGCACAGUCGCGACGGCAGCCACCGGCGCGCGGUACCCCUUUUUCUUCAAACUACACUUCUCAAUUCCGCACGGUUCAGCGCACGUUUCCUGGCGUCGACGAAACAACGUCGAAGGAUUAGGACGUGUGCACGUUGGACAGAACACGAGGCCAGGGGUUGAUUCGGCUCGGCACUCGUCAGAGAGGGCGCUUCACGUCGUUAACCACCGCCACCGACCAACCACCACCAACCACCACCAACCACCGUCACAAAUACCAACCCUCCAACCCUCCCACCAAACAAAAACAAAACAAAAAAAAAAUACCACGCAGCCACCUUCGAGAGGGAUCCACGCCGGUGGGCGAGACACCUGUUCGCCCUUUGCUAAACCACCCCGACGAUACCGAAACCGCGCGCACGUGUCCCGAGCGGAGAGGUUCCGGUCCACGUGACACACCGAGAGAAAUCGGCGAUCGUCGCUCUUUUCACGGGAGCAGACACGUGGCGCGUACGCGGCCGCACGCGGAGGUGUCCAACGGACAGAGAGAAGCGGAGGGAGAGACGGAUAGAUAGAUAGACGACGGAGGAUAGAUAAUAGAUAGGCGGAAAACAAGGGAGAGAGACGGUGCGAAGCGAGAGAGGAGAGAAAUCGCGUGGAGAAAGAGACGAACAAAAGGGGGGAGAGAAGUACACAGACUCGGGGGUGCGGAAGGAGGGGGGAGGCGGAGAAAGGUAGAGAGGUGGCAGAGAGACAGAGACCGAGAGGGGGUGGGAGGGUGAGGACGAUAGACAGGGAGGAAAGGUACCGAUCACGAGGACGAAAACCGUGGAGGAUAGAGGAGACGCGAGAGAAAAAGGGUCGUGUGUCUUCGUUUCGUUUCUUCGAACAAUACUCUCACCAAGAGAAGGACGGAGGAACAGGCGACAGCCACGAACGAGACGACGAGGAGGAAGCGGGACAUGCUGGAACCACGCUGGAGACCCGUCCAGGUCAGUGGUGUAUUCUUCCCAGGCUUCCGAGACAGGGUGUCAUGGCGCGUUAAUGGACACAUCGGUGAGAAUCCGUUCGACAACGGUUCGUGGGGAAAGGAACAGUUCCAGCCAUCAGCGGUUCCUUGGCAGCUGAAUCCGCGCGGCCACGCUCGUCCCAGUGACGAUGGCAUAAUGGAUCAUGACACAGACGGAGACGGCGCGAUCAACUUGUCAACGUCGCAACGACCCUCCGCCGCCACCACCCCUAAUGGUGACACCCCCUCGUACGGGCAAGAUCAACAAGACAACGACCAGGCUACUUCGCUGUUUGCAGCCCUGAAGCAGCAGCAACAGCAACCACGCGACAGUGUUCCUUCUUCGAGGGAGCGCGAGAAUCGGGAACGGGAUCGGCUGUCGGUCCGUAGCCGCGAGAACUCCAGGAACAACGAGAUCGGAGGCGGUGCCGUGGACCAACAGCAACAACAGCAGCAGCAGCAGCAGCAACAGCAGCAGCAGCAAGACCUCACGAUCGAGUACCAGAGCAAUGGGAAGCUCAGUCCCGCUGGGCACGCAGUGACAACAGCACCCAUGACCCAGCAAAAGCAGCCUAUCAUCACGCAGCAAUCGCAACAGCCCAGUUCGGGGGCGCCUGGUCCCCAACCGAGUCCCCAUCAGAGCCCACAGGCCCCUCAGAGGGGUUCGCCGCCGAAUCCUUCGCAGGGUCCUCCUCCUGGAGGGCCGCCAGGGGCACCACCCUCUCAGAAUCCCUCGCAGAUGAUGCUCAGCCCGGCGAGCGGCAUCCAUCAGAUGCAACAGCUGCUCCAGCAACACAUACUCAGCCCCACACAACUGCAGUCAUUCAUGCAGCAACACACGCUCUAUCUGCAGCAACAACAACAGCAACACCAUCAGGAUUCCUCGGAGCAUGCGUCGAACCAGGACCGAUUCGGCUACUUUUCGUCCUUGAAAGACCACCAACACCAGUUCGCGGAGCUAGGGAGGAAGAAGCUGGAACAGGCGAUACAGCAACUGCAGGAACAGUUGCAGCUGAACGUGAUCCAGCAGACGCAUCUGUUGCAAACCGCCGACAAGAAGAAGGCGUCCGCCCCUCUUCAACAAUUGGCGCUUCAGCAGCAACGCUUGAUUCAGCAGCUGCAAAUCACGCAGAGCCAGUAUCUCCUCCAACAGGGUCUGGGUCUUCAGGGUCACAAUCCUUCUUCAGGUCUGCAACCAGGCGAGGGUCUACCGAUAUGGAAGACAGAGACACCGGACGUUCCAGAAUCCCACCAGAACUCCAACGUUCCAAAAUCCGGGACAGGACUGAAUGGACUUCUGAAUUCGAUAGUGUCCAGUCGCCGGUCGGAGAUGAACGGCACCACUCCGCUGGACGAAAAGCCAUUGGACGUUUCCUCGAACGACAAGGCUCAUCCCCUUUACGGUCAUGGGGUUUGCAAGUGGCCGGGCUGUGAAGUUAUUUGUGAAGACUAUCAAGCAUUCCUUAAGCACUUGAACACGGAGCACACGCUGGACGACAGAUCGACGGCGCAAGCCAGAGUUCAGAUGCAAGUGGUGUCCCAGCUGGAGAUUCAGUUGCAGAAGGAACGGGACCGGCUAACCGCCAUGAUGCACCAUCUGCACGUGGCGAAACAAAUGGCCUCCCCGGAACCACCAAAGUCGUCCGAGUCGUCGACGGGCUCGAGUAUACCAAAGUUGAAUCUCUCCACGGCCCUGAUGAGCCAGCCACCCCCGAACUUCGGCGUGUCCCAGGUGUCUCCGGUCUCGAUGUCGGCGCUGGUCUCGGCGGUGAGGUCUCCCGUUGGCGGUCAGCUGCCAUCCUCCGCUGGUGGAGCACCCAUGCCACCGAUUCCCAACAUGUCCAACAUGUCCGGUAUGCCACCGCUGCCGAACAUGCCCGGCAGCAUUCCCACCAUGCCGACCAUGCCCAGCAUGGCGGGGCCCAUCAGGCGGCGCAUCAGCGACAAGUCUGCCCUUUCACUGGCAGGAGGACUGUAUGACGAGGGCACUGUAAGGCGCAGAGUAGCCGUCGAUAGAUCUGGAAUAGAUAUUAACGAAGAAAUCCAACGAAAUAGGGAAUUUUACAAGAACGCCGACGUCCGACCGCCGUUCACGUAUGCAUCAUUAAUACGACAGUCGAUCAUCGAGUCCCCGGACAAACAGCUGACGCUGAACGAGAUCUACAAUUGGUUCCAGAACACGUUCUGCUACUUCCGACGCAACGCCGCUACGUGGAAGAACGCAGUGCGACACAACCUGUCUCUCCACAAAUGUUUCAUGCGAGUCGAAAACGUGAAAGGCGCCGUAUGGACGGUGGACGAAGUGGAGUUUUACAAGAGACGUCCUCAACGCGCUUGCAGCACGACCGGGGGUGUGCCGUCGAAGAGUCCAACCCUGACGCACAGCCCGACCAUGUACGGUGAUGCUUUGAACGCCAAUCUCCAGUAUUUCCAGGCGGCGCUCGGUGACUCGAACAUGGGCUUUCUGAGCAACUCGAUGUGCACGUCGACGACGACGAGUCCCGACAAGGAGCAUGUGUUAACACACAACGAUUUGAUGUCACCGUUGGAUGAACCAGCCGUGCACAUAAAGCAGGAGGGCCAGAGCCCGGAGGGGGGUAAACUCACGAGAUUAAUAAAGCGGGAGCUGGUCGACGCGCCUGUCGAGCAAGAGGGCGAGGAGGAUCAGGUGGACGAGAGGGAGUAUCCCGAGAGUCACGGGCACGACUCGGGCCAGGACGAGGACAUGGCCGAGGACCUAUCGAUGGCGCCGGACAUAAUGACCCCGGAGGAUCAGAUCGAGGCGUAGUAUCGCUCAUCGGGCAACGAUUAGGUUCGAGAAGUCGCUUCGAGAGGAACGAGAGCCAGCUUCUUCCUCGUCGGCGUCGACCGGGCGAGCAGCUAGACGCGCAGCGAACGAAGAGGAAGAAGACGACGAAGACGACGACGAAGGCCCCCUAGGACCACCCCAGCCCUCCACUCCUUCUUCGUAAAGAGAUAUCCCCGCACUCAUCAUAUCCGAAGCCGCGGCGCGUAACCACGCCGGCUUUAAAGGUAAAGAAACAAUUAACGAAAAACACUAAACGAAACACGAGAACCGCCAAAACCAUUGGACGGUCCCGUGAAUCGGUCGCGACGUGAACGUCGACGAGAGUCGACGCGGUGAACCGCGAUCCCUCGAUCCAUAUCCUUACUCAAGCAAAUGCGAACAACGAUGUGUUUUCUGUUCUCUCCUUCCGUUUCAUUUCGGAACCGCGGUUAUAUCUAUAUAACAUAAUUAUAUACAUAUACAUAUGUAUCUCUCUCUCUCUCUCUCUCUCACUCACUCACUCACUCACUCACUCACUCACUCACUCACUCACUCUCUCUCUCUCUAUCUCUAUCUCUAUCUCUAUCUCUUUCGUGUACAUUGCAUUAGCGAGUAAAUGAAGAAGGAAACGAAUCGUAACACCGCGAUCGUUCGUAGCGUUUCGACGGACACCCUUCGAGGAAAAGGGAUGGUAGAGGAAGGACGCUGUCGGUCUACGUCCUCGUAGCUCGUUUCCAGAGACGGGUAAAGUUAUUUGGGUGUAUUUAGCACGUGGAAUUAUUGGUAAACCGGGUUUGUCUUGACAGUAAAACUACCGAGAGGUACAAUGAAACUUGAAUCGAUAUGGCUUUUUGAAUCGCAGCCUUGGUCAUUGCGUAGUGGUGAAAGACAGAGGAGAUAAUAAAUUAGGGAGUAAUGAGAAUACUGAUUGUAUCGAUUGUUUAGGGAAUUUUUGCUUCAAUAUUAGAACUAUCGAGUCAAUUUUACAGAAGACUUCGAGUUUCUUUCUAAAGUCAUUCAGACAUCAAUAAUUCUUUUACUAAUAAUUCUUCAACAUUUGCUGAUAAUUAUUAUAAUACAGAGUUGAUUUAAUUGAUAGAUCAACUUAAUCAUUGCAUAGUGUCGCUAAUUCGAGGAGAUAAUAAAUUAGGCUGUUGGAAUACUGCUGAUUAUUGAAUUGAUUAUAUUCAAUCAUCAACAAUUCUUUUACUGCAACAUUUACUGACAAUUAUUAUAAUACAGAAUUAUUUUUAUUGGUACAUCAACCUGCUCCUCUUUCCUAGAACAGGUUUGCAUUGAACUCGGUAGCUUUGGUGUUAAAAUGAUACAUAAAAUUGGAGCUAUAGACUGAAAUAAUUAACCUCUUCGAUGUCGAUUCUUUUUGUUAUUAUCAAAUUUUGUUCUUUUUAUUAUUGACAGUAAUCAUAAUUAUAAAAAACUAAACUGACCAAGGGCAUGAAGAGGUUAAGUAUACCCUAAUUAGACUGCGGAUUUUAAACAUUUAUAGCAUACACGUAUAUGAAAAAAGCUAAACGUAUGUAAAAGGUAUACACUCCUUCUAAAUCGAAUAUUUAUAUUAUCAUAUUGUCCAAUCUGUACUGUACAUUCUGCACACUUUUGUACGUGAUUUAAUAUUCGCAGUCUAAUCACGAUAGCCGUUGCUGUAGUAAAAAAAAUUCAAUCAUCAUUAUUAUUAAUAAGUAUUCAAAAAUUGUUCCAGUCAAAUUUUGCCCGUCUCUGCUCGUUUCCUGUUUCCAGUGUCGCGCGCGCAUGCGUCCCGCGUACGCUGGAUCAAUUCGAAAUAUUAAAAUUGAGGCUGACGUCUGUCGAGACGAAUCUUGUAAAUUGUGCUGCGUGUUUCGAUACUGUGAUCAAAGAAAAAACGGCCAUGAUAACCAAUUUUAAUCGAUAACGGGUGCUUCGUUGACCGUUUUUCUAACUCUGUCGCUGGUAAACUCGAAAUGCGUACGAAAAGGCGCGAAAGUCUCGAAGGAAGAUGAUAAAAGUGACGAGAGAUUGGUGGAAGGGCUGGUCGAGCAUAUAUAUUUUACAUGUUAACGUUUCUUUAACGUGGGUCUUUUUUCAUACUUAAUUUUUGUUAGGAUUAAAACGAUAUUGGGAAAAUUGAGUGCAAUUUUAGCGUUAUUUUUGCAAACGAAUUUUCUUAAAAUGAUAUUUACGUAGAUAUUUGAGAAGGAAAGUAGAUGUUGGUUUAAAAGUAAUAUUGUUGUAUUGAUAUUGAAUUUUGAUAGAGACAGUACAUAAUGCAACUUUUUAGUAGACCUCUGUGUAUUUAUUUACAGAAUUUAAUUUAGUAAAGUCAACUAAUUGCAACACAGGAUGAUAUGCCACCUUAAAAAGAUAAUGAUCUGCUCAAUCAGAAAACAAUAUUAACUACACUCUACUAAUUAUUCUCCACGAACUCAGUUUUGUUUCAAUCGAACAUUAGCAAAACUUUCCUUUAAAAAUGGCCCACGGAGAAGCUUGAAACGUCAACACGCGACUUGUACAUGCUCCACGCGACUCUCGUAGACGACAUUGUUUUUCACCAGCCAAUUCGAAAUCCCCGUGUAAAUUUUAAUGGAUAAAUCGCGAAGCUGGGCGGCGGGUACGCGCUUGGGAACGACUGACACUUAGUCUUUAAUAUAUAUCGUCGUAAAUUAAGAAUCGCAAAAAGUCUCUCGCGACAUUAACGAAACUGGGACUCCCAUCGAGUGGAGGAGACCUCUUAUAUCAGACACUUAAAGUUAAGAGAUCGUCCGCGGACGUGAUCCCGACGUGCCCGUCUGCUGCUCUGUCGCCUAGUACUGUAUAGUUUAGAGGAGAUUAACCAUAAGUAGUCCAGGGAUGGGCAAAAUUCUACUCGAAUAAUAAACGUCAGUAUACGUGGAGCGUCGAUUUAAUCGUUUAUUCGGACUUCAAUCCCAGACAAAUUUCCAAUCGUUCGUUUAAAUCCUAGUUGACAUCGAACGAACGUAUGAAAAAUAAUUCAUCCUUUAUUUAUUAUUCGGAAUAUUCAAUUUUGCUCGUCUCUGAAGUAGCAUCGACGGUCAUAGAUGUCGACGGUUCGCGUCGACGUGACGCGUGCGCGCGUGCCCUGGUCGUCGUAAUUUCCUUUUUUAAUAUAACAAACAACCUCGACAACUCGACAAUUUCGUUGGAUAAAACGGAAGAAAACGCGCAGCGAUUCGCGAGGUUGGCGCGCACGAAACGAGACCGAGGACGGUCGAGAAAGCGAACCGGAAAGCACGAAGAAGACGGAAAGCGGACGCGCGUUGGACACUUAUAAAUAAAUUAAAUUACUAUGUAUGCAUAUACAUAUACAUAUAUUAAUACGUAUACGUAUCGAAAUUAUAAGGAAUUAGAUGUCGAUGGCCCCGUUCUCCGUUGUCCCCCAGACAAUCCUCAGACCCCUCCCUCCACCGAAACACCCGCUGAACUCCCGAUCCCAUGUAAUCAAGCUCGGUUCCGAAUUUUCGAAAUGGGACUGCGUCCAGAAGCGUUCGGGGGCCGUGCUCGUCGAUCUUCGAGCCCCUGGAAAGACACGAGGUCGAAAGCGUGCCCCACGCCGGCGUAACGCGACGUUGUUUGAAGUUAAUUCGAAGUUAAUUCGUUGCCUGACGAAUCAUUCGUUUCAGUCGUAGUUGACGCGCCACGAGAUCUGCGUGUGUUUGUUGCGUUUUGAUCGAAACACGUUGCAACGAUCGAGGGAGAUUUCGAUCUAUGGGGUUCGAUCGAUGGGGUUGGAUGCGGGCUGUGGUUGAAUUGGUGGGCCAAAUAUUUGGUAUGUACAUUGUUUGCUAUUUGUUGAAAAGGGAGUUUAGAAGCGACCGGAGUUUCUUGUAACGGUAUUUACGGAGAUAUUUGAGAAGGAAAUUUAUUGUUCGUUUAAAUGUGACGUUAUUGUAUUCUUAUUGAAUGUUGAUAGGGAUUGUAUAGGGAAUGCAAUUUAUAAUAGAGGCCUGAGCAUUUAUUUACAGAAUUUUUUAGUAAAGUCAACUGUUGGGAUUUGCAAACUCUGAAGAAAAAUGCAGCAGUAAUGAAUGUUGGGAAGUGUUGGAGUAUAUUCGUUUAAAAUUCAAUGUUUUUGAAAUUAUGAGGCACGUGUGAUAUGGUGAUUGUUUCAAGUAUUGCAUUUGAUAGCUAUUCCUAUUUUAGUGGAGGAACAGAAAUGAGCAAACUCUUAUAUUAAUAACAUAUUUUACGUAACGAGUAAAUGAUGAACAACUAUUGACUAGGUGCAGAUUGAAUAAAAAUUAAAAUCUGAAUUAUUAAAUGAAGCAUUUCACAAUGAAUAAAUAAAAUUUCUACAUUGGUCAAAUCCAAUUAAUGCCAUAAAUACAUUGCUAUGCGAUCUCAUUUUUUUCUCUGUUAUGCGAAUCAAAUUGUGUCCAUUUCUGUCAAGGAAUAAGGAAAGGUACAUUUUUUUAUUUUUGUUUUUAGUGAAUUACUUGAGACUUUAAUCAAUGAAUAGAUCCAUAACCAACGGACAAAAAAUGAUUUCUCUUUAAAAGAAUAGUUUUGUUGGUAAAUACUAAGCAAAAAUUUGGCUCAGCACUUUUAGCACACUCUGUGUAUAUUUGGUUCGACUCGCGGCACAGGAGUGGGCACGUUUGUUUAUAAUAUUUUUGUAAAUUAAUUAGUUCUCGGUGACGAUGGCUGACGCGCGUGUAGAUAGUUUCCCCAGGUCUCCUGAACUGCAAGGACACUUUUAAGGUUUAAAGCGAAACUCCUUCAUCGCUGCGACGAUGUAUUAGCGUGUCUGUGAUGAGAGGAAGAUCUUCUUCUAGCAUUUAUCGGGCGACAGUUGAUUAUGCGUCAGAAAGACAGACAAUUGUCACAGCUGUCAAAUCUACCAAGCUACAAAGCUACGAAGCUACAUUAUUUGUCAUAUAAACAUUCUGUAAAUUCUUGAUUUUUAACUUGACUCUAUCAA
Molecule: messenger RNA, 9253 nt
Organism: Hylaeus volcanicus
Lineage: Eukaryota; Metazoa; Arthropoda; Insecta; Hymenoptera; Colletidae
Gene: FoxP
Product: forkhead box protein P1
Exons: 18
Coding region: 1483-4317 (944 amino acids)
Biological process (GO): regulation of transcription by RNA polymerase II
Cellular component (GO): nucleus
Molecular function (GO): RNA polymerase II cis-regulatory region sequence-specific DNA binding; DNA-binding transcription factor activity, RNA polymerase II-specific
Source: RefSeq, a predicted model, not a curated record